GACAGGCGCUUGCGCGCCUAGCGGGGCGCGGGUACGUGGUUCAGUGACGCCUUCCGGGGGCUGUUUCUGUGAGAAAACCGUAGUUGCGGUGUAAACAGUCAGGGCUCUGCGACAGGUUCCACGUAGAGGACCCACCGGCAGCUCCAAAUAGCACGGUUGGGUUGAGUCCUCCCCGUCCUCUCCGGAGCCUCCGUAGCGACGCCCCCGGCGUAAAGCCCGCCCCCCGCACGCGCUGAACCACCACUUCCGCCCUCGCCUUCCACUGAGCAAGAUGGCUGAGGAGCCGGAGUCAGGGCUGCAGCUCCCUCCCUCAAGUACUACUGAUGGCGAAGGACCUACGGAGGUCUCUCCAGAAACAGCCACUCCGGAGCCCCCUUCUUCCGCUGCAGUCUCCCCGGGAACAGAGGAACCUGCCGGCGACACCAAGAAAAAAAUUGAUGUCCUGUUGAAGGCGGUGGGAGACACUCCUAUAAUGAAAACAAAGAAGUGGGCCGUAGAGCGCACACGGACCAUUCAAGGACUCAUUGACUUCAUCAAAAAGUUCCUUAAGCUUGUGGCCUCUGAACAGCUGAGAAAGAGAGCACACGUGGGCCUGUGCACUUGCUCGUGGGGCAAGGGCAGAGAGAGGGGACCGAGGACCUGAAGCAGCACUGCACUGACAGCAGAGAACCCGAGAACUCAGAACUGUGAGGUCAUGACCUAACCGACGGAGCCUCCCAGGGUCCCCCGCGCUUUGGUUUCUUAACGGAGUCUGAACAUCUGUAGAGAUGAUGUGAUCAUUAACUGACAACAUUUUAAGAGAGAAUAGGCCAUUCUUAGUUGGCGUGAAAGAAGAGAUUACUUUCUUGUCAUAUCUAACACUUCAAACAUAGUUGGAUCUCAAAUUACAGUGACGGGGGAAUUAGGAAAUGAAAAUACAAACAGGAGAGGACUGUGAAGUACAGUAGUCAGAAUCGCCUCCCGAAACACUGAGGAGGAAGACCACAUAGGAAUGACCUUCUUCCCCAUUCUCACGGUUACUGGCUAUAAUCACUCGGGCGUGCGCACUGGCGCCACUCCUAGAAAACAGUGCAUUCCUUACGGUUCGAGAUGGGACAAGAUAAUGCGCAAGCCAGCCAUGCCCAACAUACUGGGUUUUAGUCAGCGUUCAUGACUACUGAUGUGUCCGAUGUGUUAAGUAACCUGGACCUGUUCAAAGAAGUAGUCUUACAGAUAACAUAACUUGUUUCUUAGUUUUAUGUAGGAAUAUCAAACACUGAAUUUAAUUUGUUGCCCCUUUUUUGUGUGUGUGUGUGUGUGUGUGUGUGUGUGUGUGUGUGUGUGUGUAGUGUUUUGGCAGUGAUGGUAAACUGGUCCUACAUUACUGCAAAUCUCAGGCCUGGGGAUGAAGCACAGAGGAAAGGCCUUGCUACCCAAGUGAGUCUUCACAAAGGAAACACCCUUGGAAAAAGUUUUGCUGCCUGUGACAAGAGACUUGUGUAUGUGAUCUACUCAGCACGUAUCUACUGUGACUCCUGUUUAUGCCUAAAGAAACCCAUAGAGUAGAUGGAUUCAAAACAUGUGAUUUGUAUUAAUACACAAAGCCUCAUGGAAGAUUGACUGCAGAGGAUACCCAUUACUACAGCUGUUGCUCCAGAUCUGCCUCCAGCGUAUUGACCGAAAAGGAGACGUAGGCUGUAGAAAGCUUCUUGGUUACCAGUUCUCAGUGACUGAGAUUGUUUCCUUGUACAGUGAACACCCUGCUGAUUUUUUUCCACUAUAAAAGUCAGUUGACUAAGGGA
Suricata suricatta (meerkat) is the source of this 1781-nucleotide messenger RNA. It is a transcript of the gene ATG12, whose product is annotated as autophagy related 12. Gene Ontology annotation, cellular component: Atg12-Atg5-Atg16 complex; phagophore assembly site membrane; cytoplasm. The transcript has 3 exons. The record is from RefSeq and is a predicted model, not a curated record. Gene Ontology annotation, biological process: autophagosome assembly; autophagy of mitochondrion; C-terminal protein lipidation. NCBI's taxonomy places the organism in Eukaryota, Metazoa, Chordata, Mammalia, Carnivora, Herpestidae. The coding region runs from base 272 to 643 and encodes 123 amino acids.